AUGACUGAUCCAGUUGAAAUCGUCGAUUCAAGCGAUGAUGACGACGGUGCAAUACAUCAAACCAAACUGGAACCGUUAGAGACCAUAUUUGAUAGUCAGUACGAUGCAACUGGCAUAACAUCUGAAUUUAAGGUGAGAAGUGACGAUGAUGGAAGCUACAAUGAAAUGCUAGAGUCCAAUGGUGUUGGCAAUCAAAAAGAUGAUUCGCAAAGCAAAGAUGUAGAAACGGACACAUCAUUGAAUGUGGAGGAAACAGAACUGGAUAACGAAGUAACAGCAAUGCAAAGCUACAGAACAAAAAGAUCAAUCCGAUAUCAAAGUGAAGAAGCCAAAUCGGGUGCAACUCAAUCAUUGGGAAAUAAAAAUCCAAACAAGUUGACAAUGAUGAAGCGAUUCAGAUGUCGACUUUGUGAAUAUUCCAGCAAUCAUAUGGGAACGUACAACCGUCACAUUCGUACUCACACCGGCGAGAAACCAUAUCAAUGUGAUAUUUGUCGCAAAGAAUUCCCAAGAAUGGAUACCUUGAAGAACCAUAAAUUCACUCACACCAAACAAAACCCGUUCCAUUGCCGUGGCUGCCGCCAAGGAUUUUCUGAGAAAGCCAAAAAGGAUGCCCACGAAAAAGUGUGCAACAUGCGUCGAUAUGAAUGCCAUAUCUGCAAGAAGUUUGUUACUUUCAAUAAAACUAAGCUUAAAGAUCAUAUGCGUAUGGAAACGGAGAUGAAAAUGGUAGCAAUGGACUGGAAAGAAGAGAUGUUUAACAUGCUUGCUGUGUUCGAGCACCAGGCUGUUAAGUCUUUGGCCAUUAUAAAAUCGGCGCUAAAUCGCAAUGGUUUUGCAUUAGAUCCAACGUUCAAGCAGUACUUUUUACACGCUUCAAAUACACGGUUAGUGGAAGCGUACAAUCGAUUUGAAAUCGAUUCACAACUCGAAGGCAAGUUUGAUUUCAUUGAAAUUGAUGAUUCAACCGACGAAGAAAGCCCAAACGAGGCAACCAGAUACAACACAAACACUUUGACUCAAUUAAGUCGUGAAGAGGGUGCCACUGAUUUUAUUCCGAGAUAUCAAUCGAUUCAACAGAAGAGAAAUGUCAAAAUGAUCAGAAAUGGUAUCAAAACUCGUGUCGGUUCGACCACAAUCAAGAGACGACACAUAAAUCCAGAAAUUAACGAUCACCAAAAUGAAUUAAUUACAUUUCAUGACGUUGGCGACCAUGAUCCCACCGUCUUACAAACUAACCAACAUGGAACCGUGAAGAAUUCUGAUAGCAAUACCGGAUUGAAGAUAGCGGAUUACCCAAAGAUCAGAUUAAAUGAUGAAAAUCGCGAUGAUGCAACUAACUCAACGGCUCGCUCUGGUGAUGCAAUUCUACCAAUCAAUGGGAAUACGAAGAAAGCGUCGAAGAUUGUUCUUCCCGGUAAGGGACUGGUACCGAAAAAAUUCAAAUGUGUUGAUUGUGGAUAUUCCACUAAUCAAAAAGGAAACUUCAAGACACACACGCGUACGCACACCGGUGAGAAGCCAUAUCAGUGUGAUGUAUGCCGUAAAGAAUUCACAAACAAAAGAUCCCUGAAGAGGCACAACGCGACUCACAUCAACGAAUAUCCAUUCCAUUGCCGUUGCUGUUUCAGUGGAUUUUCGCAGAAGGUCGUCAAAGAUGCACAUGAAAAAGUGUGCAAAAUGUUUCGAUAUGAAUGCCAUAUCUGCAAAAAGUAUGUCACAUUGCAAAAAAAUUUAUUGGAAGCGCAUAUGCGAAAGCACAAUGGUGACAAACCGUUCAGAUGCGAGCUUUGUAUGAAGAGUUUUACGUCGAAAGCGUAUCUGAAGAAACAUUUGAACACCAUCCAUAACAGAAGCAAUGUUUAA
This is a messenger RNA of Contarinia nasturtii (swede midge), 1866 nucleotides long. Its product is annotated as zinc finger protein 37 homolog. The transcript is spliced from 4 exons. NCBI's taxonomy places the organism in Eukaryota, Metazoa, Arthropoda, Insecta, Diptera, Cecidomyiidae. Gene Ontology annotation, biological process: negative regulation of transcription by RNA polymerase II; regulation of immune system process; regulation of cytokine production. The record is from RefSeq and is a predicted model, not a curated record. The coding region runs from base 1 to 1866 and encodes 621 amino acids.